AUGACAAGAAAAGGUAAUGAGUCAAUUGAACAGAAGAAAAAUUGUUUUGUGGAGGAAAUAAAAGAAGUUCAAUUGAGAUCUCGUCGUGGGAAAUUUAUUUAUAACAGAACUUACAAUCCAGUUUGUUUAAAUAAGGUUAGUCAUUUUUCGCGAGGCGGUCGUGCACCUAGCAGAUUACCGAUGAAGAAAUUAAAAUCUGUCUUAAAGAAAACACGGAAAGUGAGACUUUUUGUAUGGAAGGGAAUUCUGAAAAUUACACCAUUGUCGUCUAAAAUUCAUUGUUACGUUAAAAAUAGAAAUGGUUUAUACUUAAACCGGUACAGACUGAAGUAACUGUAAGAGUGUAAGGUUUUUACUAACGGCAAGUCCAAAAUUAGUUCGAAAACAAGGAAAGGUUUAUCUGUUGUCUAAGCAUAAAAGAAGAGGCUAUUUAGGUGGGGUGAGGUAUCAAAAUAGGGUAUUAAGUGAGUAUUUUUCCCUCUGUACAUGCCACUAUCCACUUUAUAUAUAGUGCUUACAAGAGUUUGAUUCACCGGGUUAAUUUUGGCCAAUUUAAGCUUUCUACUGAUAUCGAGAAGAAUCCAGGACCUUCAUUUUAUGUAGAUGCUACAAAAACGAUUCAUGCUCCAUACUGUCAAGGAAACGUUGUAGUAUUUGGGGAAAAUGCGGGACAACAAUGUGUUGCAAUGAGUUUGUGCGCUUUAAUGUACAGUAAGAUAAGAAGGAUUACUUCAGUCGAUGAUAUGAUUCAAAUAAUGACUGUUGGUAGCCAAUUAUAUUAUAGUCUGUCAUUGCCUAUAAGACAAUCUAUGUUAAUGUUAACAGAAUUGCCAGAAAUGGUUACAGUGUUUGAGCGAAUUUUCCAUCUUGAAUACAGUGAAAGUGAUGCCAGAAUUGAGGGGUAUCACUACUGUAUGCCACUUAAAACACUCUUGGCUCUGAACUACAACUCAUUCAUUUUAACUGUGGGAAUUAUUGGUGUUGAUUCUCAUGCUAGAGAUAUGUAUGGUAACAGUCAUAGUCAAGGUACAUGUGUAUUGUUGGAGAUACCAUCCAUGCAUAAAUUAGUACAAUAUUUUCAGAGUCUAUACACAUGAAGGAAUGAGGAUAUAUAUGAGCUUAAAGGUGUACAUAUUGCCAACUUUGAAGUUGAUCUUUGUUCAAGGAGUGUUCAAUACUGUAGUAUAUCAAAUGUUAAUAGUUUAUACCAAUGUUCUUGUAAACGGUGCUGUGCUAUAGCAGUUUAAAUAAUGUCUUUAUACUCUGUUAUUAAUCCAUGUGGAUACUGGACCUCAGGAACUUUAUCUGCCCUUGCUAGUAAUGAGAAUACACUGUACAAUGUGACGGGUGUGAAAAAGCAUAUGCCAGUUGAUCUUCCUGAAAGUGAGAGUAUCAGUGGAGCUGAGAUAAACCUUACUGUUUGCACUGUAAGCAAUAGUGUUAUAUGUUGCAAUUUGGCUGAGAGCAAAUCUGUGUUGAAGAUGUGCAUUUCAAAACAUUGUCAUGAAGUGAAAGGAUUGGAACAUACUGUAUAA
This is a messenger RNA of Porites lobata, 1535 nucleotides long. The record is from the annotation of a GenBank genome assembly. NCBI's taxonomy places the organism in Eukaryota, Metazoa, Cnidaria, Anthozoa, Scleractinia, Poritidae.